AUGGAGGUCAACAGAUCGGGUCAGUUGGUCCAGCUUGACCAGGACAGUCUGCAGGAUUCAGAUGUAUGCCAGACACCAUGGCCAGACAGAGAAAAUGCAGGUCCGUCCCCCGAAAUACUUGAACCCGACACCCAGAACUGGAACCAAGAUGAGGCAAACAGCCUGCAGACAUCAACACGUCCUGGGACCAAAGUUGAUCGACCCAUUCAUAACCUAGACAGGCUGAAGACAGCCAAGGCCUAUGCAGAUAAAGCUGUCAAGAUGCAUAAGAUAUUCUCUGUCCAGGGCCCUUACCCUGUCAUUCGGGCGGCGUUGAGGGCUCGAGGCUGGGUGGAGCAGCGCAUGCACUGCUCCCGGACGCAGGCGCAGAAGCGCCAGUGCAGUGGGAGCAGAGCCGCCUGGCACAAUGCUGGGGACAGCGAUGAAGAGAACUCAGAUGAGGCUGAAAAAGAACAGGAUACCAAUGGAUUCCAUGAUUUAAUGUCUCGUCUGGUGCGAAAUGAAAUGGUUAAUUUUUACUGGACAAACAGGAGAGAUGCCAUCAGAGCUAACUUCUUACAGAAAGAACAGAUUAUUAAUCAUUUUGCAAAGGCUGGCACCUUUACCACCAAGGCAGGGCUGUGUGUAAACCUGAGGAACCUUCACUGGUUUGAUUCAGCUGACCCAGACACCUUCUUCCCACGCUGUUACAGAUUAGCUGCCCUAGAUGAGAGGCAUGCUUUCAUUGAGGACUACCGGCAGACAGCUUGCACCAGUCUUCUGAAGCAUAUUGUUGAAGGGGAACAAGAUAUUCAAAGAGAGGGAACGGGCCUCAGCACUCUGACUGUUUGUGGUCAAAGGAAACAAAGCAAACGGCUCUCCAAACAGUUGGUAAAUUCCCAAAUAAUCAACAGUGCACUCAAAGUAUGCCAGGGCUACCUGGAGAGUUUGGACCACAGGGACAUAGAGACCAGCUCGGCAACGCCACACACACUAACACAGGAGGAGUGGGCAGAGUUUAUUGACGCUUACUACCGUGUUGUUCACCGUGGAGCAACGUUUGAAACCAGUGAUUGUUUAGUGAGCUGCUGCAAGGCCAUGCUGCAGAGGCUGGAGGAAAAAAGCCCACAGCUGGCCAUAGAUGGCACACACAACAUCUGGAUCAUCAAACCUGGGGCAAAGUCGAGAGGCAGGGGCAUAAAGUGCUUCAAGCGCCUUGAUCAGAUCCUGCGUCUGGUGGACAGUGAUCCAAUACUUGUCAAGGAUAGUAAGUGGGUGGUGCAGAAGUAUAUCGAGCGCCCCUUGUUGGUCCAUGGCACCAAGUUUGAUGUGCGCCAAUGGUUUCUGGUUACCAACUGGAACCCACUGACUGUGUGGUUCUAUAAAAAGUGCUAUCUGCGCUUUUCCACACAGCCAUAUUCACUUGAUACACUGGAAAGCUCGGUGCACUUGUGCAAUAACUCCAUCCAGAAGCACCUGAGGCCUUCUCAGCAGCGUCAUCGGGGCAUUCCAGCAGACAACAUGUGGCUGGAUCAGCAGUUCAGGGCCUUUUUGGCCAGUCAAGGCAAAGCAGCUCAGUGGGAGGCUGUGGUGGUUCCAGGAAUGAAGAAAGCAAUUAUCCACGCAUUACAGACGGCACAGGAUCUGAUGGAGUCACGCAAAAACACAUUUGAGCUCUACGGCGCUGAUUUCAUGCUAGGUCAAGACCUGCAUCCAUGGUUAUUAGAAAUCAAUUCCAGUCCCACUAUGGCGCCUUCAACCCCUGUAACGGCCAGUCUCUGCGCUGCAGUGCAGGAGGACACACUGCGAAUUGUUCUGGACCGGAGAGAUGAUCGCAAUGCAGACACAGGAGACUUCCAACUCAUAUACAGGCAGGCAGCAGUAGAGGUGCCUCAAUACAUAGGCAUCAACCUUCUUGUUGAAGGAUUCGCCAUUAAGAGCCCCAGCCCACUUCCUCCGCUGAAGCACUCCCACCAUUCAGCACCAAAACGCCGGGGCCGCAUCAAAGAGAAGGAUGGGGGAAAAGUCACACCUUUGCCAAAGAUGCUGCUGAAGAGUUUAGAGUUCAAGAACAUUAACAGUGUGGUGCUGCCCCCUCCUCCUCCAGAGCCACUUGAGCCGAGCCCAGUUGAAACGCUCACACUGUACUUGCCAAUGACAGAUAACAAGUCUGUUAAGUCUGAUCCACUUGAUGGCAAGUCAUCUUCUGGGCUUUUUUGGAGGAGGGCGGCAGAGGUAUCAAAUGUGUACUCAGAGAAGCUCCAACUGUGCACAACAGACGACCAAAAAGGGUCUUUGUUGCAGGAGAUUACAGCUCCCACACAGCCCAAACAAGAAGUCUCUGGCCACACAAAUGCCUGA
Messenger RNA from Menidia menidia (Atlantic silverside), 2340 nucleotides. Lineage: Eukaryota; Metazoa; Chordata; Actinopteri; Atheriniformes; Atherinopsidae. The record is from the annotation of a GenBank genome assembly.